AUGAUUCAGCGCAUGAGUACACUCGACGACACUCAUCUUCGGCCCUCGAAACCCCCCGAGAUCAUGUCGGAUGUCCCCGCGACUGCGACUGCUGCCGAAAAUGCCCCCCGUUCCAGAGCUGCGAGACGCAGAGGCAGGGGCGGUGGCACUCGUGCCCCCCAUCGACGUCCUCAGACCCAGGCCCACACUUCCACACAGAUUGAAGGACCAUCACCUGACGCGCAACCGAAUGGUGAAUUGACACCAGAUCUAUCCCAAGGCCCGUUCCAUCUGCCAAGAGGACCGAGGGGAGGUAGGAGAGGAGCCCGUGGUGGAAGUGCCCGUCCAGAGACGAGUCGUCAACGUCAACGUCAACCGGCAAGAGGAAGGGGAGAUGAUAAAUCAGCAUCAAACACUGGCCGACGAUUCGAGGGACGAUUGACAAAAUCUGAACAGACUUCCGGGGAUGAUGUGCCCAGUGGUGUAGACCACACAAAGGAUGCAGAGCUAAGGGCUGUUGCGCCCGAGUUCGUCCCGGGAGGACAACCGGUCGCAAAUAGGACGGACGAGUACUCUCAGUCUACUUCUGCGACUGGGAAAGGGAGAACGAAAGCGAAAGUGAAGAACCCGCAGCCUCAAGCACCAAAGGUUACUACGAAAUCGGUAGCCCCCGACAUCGCUACUCGUAUACAUGAAGACAUUGCUCAUAACCUCUACGAGUGUCCUAUUUGCACCAGUGAACUGGGCAAGAGAUCGCUUGCGUCAAGAAAUGGUCCAAGAAUGAAGGGUCGGCGGCCCAGGAUGCUGCCCGUCGACAGGAUGGCGGAGAAGCCAAUGCUCCUCGGGCCUGGCGUUGCCCUGGCUGUAACCUUGCCCAAGAAGUGUUUCCCUCGACUUACACCUGCUGGUGCGAGAAGGAGGUUGACCCGCGCCCUCUUCCCGGCCUCCCUCCACAUUCGUGCGGACAAACAUGCGCGCGGCCUCGUAAAGGCUGCCCACAUCGUUGUGAUUCGACCUGCCAUGCUGGGCCUUGCUUCCCGUGUUCUGCCAUGGGUCCGACACAGGAUUGCUUCUGCGGUAGGAAUUCGUCGACUAAGCGUUGUCAAGACACCGACUACGAGAAUGGAUGGAGUUGUGGCGAGAUCUGUGGGGAUUUGCUGCCUUGCGGUGAGCAUACUUGUCCCCGUCCAUGCCAUGAAGGGCUCUGCGGCACUUGCGAGGAGGAGGAGAUGGGAAGUCAGAAGCUUCAAGAUGGGCCCGACGGACAAGUGGAGAAAUGGACUGGAUGUUUCAGCUGUCAAGUCGAGUGCAAUCGUCCUUUUGACUGUGGUGUUCAUUUUUGCCAGAAGAGAUGCCAUCCCCAAGACGCACAUCCAGCUCACUGUCCGAGAUCGCCCGACGUAG
Aspergillus tanneri is the source of this 1383-nucleotide messenger RNA. Its product is annotated as FKBP12-associated protein. Lineage: Eukaryota; Fungi; Ascomycota; Eurotiomycetes; Eurotiales; Aspergillaceae. The coding region runs from base 1 to 1383 and encodes 460 amino acids. The transcript has 4 exons. The record is from RefSeq and is a predicted model, not a curated record.